GCUAACGGUGUUAGCUUAUCUUUGUCUGGCGUCAUUUUGGGUCCCGUUGUGGCGUUUGAGCUGAAUUUAUGGGUUUCGAUAAUCAAAAUGUCUUCAGUAAGUUGUAAGGAAGAGAUUAGUGACGACGAAUUAACUCAUGUCGAAGAAACAUCCACGGAGCUCAAUGAAAUAAUCGUAAAGUCCGAGGAAGAGAUCGGUGGCGAGCGCAGAUUGCUGGAUGUCAACCGGAUACCCCAGAUUAUCGUCCACCAAAUAGAUUCACAGCAUUAUGUUGAGAAGGAGGAGGUUCUCAUUGGCCAGCAGCUUGGGGACCAGGAGAGGAUCCUCCCAGUGGACCAGGAGGAACCAGAACCCUUGCAGAUCAAAGAAGAACUGAAUGAGCUACAACAUCCAGAGAUUAAAGAGGAAGAGGAUGAACUCUGCGUCAGUCAUGAUGAAGCACGUUUUGAGCUGAAGCAGGAGACUGAGACCGUUAUGGUGACUCUUUGUAAUGAGGAAAAAUACCACAUUGAACUAGAACCAAACUGGAACCAGGUCAUCUCUCAGGAUCCGUCUGAACCUGAGAUCCAGCAUCAGAAAGGAAGCAGUGAUGAAGAAUCAGAAUUAGAGACAGAUGAAGAAGAGCAAAUUCAAAGCAAGAGAUGCCAACAUAAUAACAGUAUCUGUUCUUGUGAAAUUUGUGCUGAAUUUACUCCUCACAAUAGUCUUUUGUCUCAAAGCAUUGAAAAUCACACAAAGGAAAAUUCUUUCUCAUGUCCGACUUGCGGAAAAAGUUUUUCUCAGAAACGUUGUUUGACCAACCAUGCGAGAGUUCACACCGGUGAAAAGCCUUUCUCAUGUUCAAUUUGUGGAAAAGGUUUUACUAAAAAAACUCAUUUAACUCAUCACUCCACAACUCACACAGAUGAGAAGCCUUUUUCAUGCUUGACCUGUGGGAAAACAUUUAGGUUCAAAAGCAGUUUGAAUAUACACGUCAGAAUCCACACAGGCGAGAAGCCGUUCCCGUGUGUGACUUGUGGAAAAAGCUUUAAUCAGAAAGGUAAUUUGAUUUAUCACAUGAGAAUCCACACAGGUGAGAUGCCAUUCUCCUGUAGCAUCUGUGGAAAGGGUUUCACUCAAAGAAGUCAGUUACAACUACACAUGAGAAGCCACACAGGUGAAAAGCCUUUCUCAUGUGUGACCUGUGGAAAAAGUUACAGUCAAAAAGGAAAUUUAACUUGUCACUUGAGAACUCACACAGGAGAGAAGCCCUUUCCAUGUCUGACCUGUGGAAAAAGUUUCACCAUCAAAAGUCUUUUAAACAAACACCUCCGAACUCACACAGGUGAAAGACCUUUCUCCUGUUUGACCUGUGGUAAAAGUUUUCUUCAAAAGACUCAUUUAACGGAUCACAUGAGGAUUCACACUGGUGAUAGGCCUUUUUUGUGUAUGACUUGUGGAAAAGGGUUCCUUCAAAGAACUCAUUUAACAGAUCACAUGAGAAUUCACACGGGUGAGAAGCCUUUCUCAUGCAACAUGUGUAAUAAAACGUUUAGCCUAAAAAGUAAUUUGAAUUUACACAUGAAAACUCACACAGAGAGACAAAUGGAAAAGUCCAUUUUCAUCCAGACUUUUAGUGAAAAAAAGUUUGAAGCAACAUUGACAGAGUUUAAAGAAAUCAUCGUCCAGUCGGAGGAAGAGAUGGAUGAUCAGCGCAGACUGCUUGAUUUCUCCCGGACUCCCCAGAUCAUCUUACACCGAAUAGAUUUCCUCAAGUGUAACGUUUAUAACCAGGAGAGGAGAUCCACUCUGGACCAGGAGGAGUUAGAACCUCUGCAGGUGAAACAAGAACAGGAAGAGCCAGAAGAUCAUCAGAUAAAAGAAGAACAGGAGGAUCUAGAACACCUGCAGAUAAAAGUGGAAGAGAAAGAAGUUUACUGCAGUCAUGGUGAAGAACUGAUUGAAUUAAAACAGGAGACUGAUACCUGCAUGGUGGUUCCUGUUGAUGAGCAAACAUACCAAACUGAAUCAGAACCAAACAGGAACCAAGACAUCUUAAAAAAGCCUGAUGAAACUGAGAACAAAAAUCAGAAAAGAAGAAAAUCUUUCUCUUGUGUCAUCUGUAAAAAGCGUAUGACUUGCAAAUCCAUUUUUGAUGCUCACAUGAGAACUCAUAUGGGUGAAAAACCUUUUUCAUGUGGGAACUGUAGAAAAUGUUUUAGUCAGAAACAGGGUUUAACUGAGCACAUGAGGAUUCACACUGGUGAAAAGCCGUUUUCAUGUGUGAACUGUGGAAAAACUUUUAGACGUAAAAAGCUUUUAACUCAGCACAUGAUGAUUCACUCUGGUGAAAAGCCGUUUUCAUGUGGGAACUGUGGAAAAAGUUUUAAUCGAAAAGAGUAUUUAACUCGGCACAUGAGGAUUCACACUGGUGAAAACCCGUUUUCAUGUGUGAACUGUGGAAAAAAGUUUAGACAUAAAAAGCUUUUAACUCAGCACAUGAUGAUUCACUCUGGUGAAAAGCCCUUUUCAUGUGGGAACUGUGGAAAAAGUUUUACUCUGAAACGGGGUUUAACUCGGCACAUGAUAAUUCACUCUGGUGAAAAGCCGUUUUCAUGUGUGACCUGUGGAAAAAGUUUUCGUGAAAAACAGGCAUUAACUCAGCAUAUGAUGAUUCACACUGGUGAAAAGCCGUUUUCAUGUGUGACCUGUGGAAAAAAGUUUAGAAAUAAAAAGCUUUUAACUCAGCACAUGAUGAUUCACACUGGUGAAAAGCCGUUUUCAUGUGUGAACUGUGGAAAAAGUUUUAGUCAUAAACAGAAUUUAACUCGGCACAUGAUGAUUCACACUGGUGAAAAGCCGUUUUCAUGUGGGAACUGUGGAAAAAGUUUUAGAUCUAAAAGGACUUUAACUGAGCACAUGAGGAUUCACACUGGUGAAAAGCCGUUUUCAUGUGUGAACUGUGGAAAAAGUUUUAGACAUAAAAUGCUUUUAACUCUGCACAUGAGGAUUCACUCUGGUGAAAAGCCGUUUUCAUGUGUGACCUGUGGAAAAAGUUUUCGUGAAAAACAGGCAUUAACUCAGCAUAUGAUGAUUCACACUGGUGAAAAGCCGUUUUCAUGUGGAAACUGUGGAAAAAGUUUUAGACAUAAAAAGCUUUUAACUCAGCACAUGAGGAUUCACACUGGUGAAAAGCCGUUUUCAUGUGUGAAUUGUGGAAAAAGUUUUAGUCGUAAACAGUAUUUAACUCAGCACAUGAAGAUUCACACUGGUGAAAAGCCGUUUUCAUGUGGGAACUGUGGAAAAAGUUUUAGACAUAAAAAGCUUUUAACUCAGCACAUGAUGAUUCACACUGGAGAUAAGCCAUAGAAGUAGUUUCCAUACUUGUCCUAUGCUGAGGUUCACUAUAAAAUUGAUUUGGUUAAAAAACUAGAAUGAAAGACUGGAGGAGUUUCAUGUCUAUAAAGCUGAAAACUGUUGUAUUUGUUGUAUUUUCCUUCAGAGAUGCUUUUUUUUUGUCAUGUUAUGUAUCAAUAAACAAUAAUGAUAAACUUUA
Messenger RNA from Poeciliopsis prolifica (blackstripe livebearer), 3535 nucleotides. Its product is annotated as zinc finger protein 568-like. Bases 88 to 3348 code for a protein of 1086 amino acids. The record is from RefSeq and is a predicted model, not a curated record. The transcript has 5 exons. Lineage: Eukaryota; Metazoa; Chordata; Actinopteri; Cyprinodontiformes; Poeciliidae.